AUGAGUUUUUCAUGUGUGAAUGAUGAUACUCUGGGCCCUAUCGUCCGUGGCUGCCGAGAUGACUUUGACUUCACAGUUAGAUUUGAGCAGGUGAUCCUGUCAAUCGUCCCUGCAUCCAUAUUCAUUGUACUCGCGCUUUUGCGCGUCUUCGUCUUAUCUGGCAAGCCGAGGGUCGCAUCGGGACCCAAGCUGCAAUGGCUGAAAAUCUUCUUCAUUGCUGUAUACACAGGUUGCCGAUUGUUUCAAUUGGUCCUGACUAGUCGCAGCAUAUCAUGGACAUCUCGAGUUGCAAUUGCGUCCGAUGCAAUGAGCUUCGUCGUCGGCCUCAUCAUGAUUCCUCUCUCGUUCCUAGAACACGAUCGAUCACCCCGGCCCUCAACUCUGCUCGACAUUUAUCUCUUGGUCACUCUUAUUUUUGACGUUGCUCUGUCAAGGACCCUUUGGCUCUCGGUAGAGUCUGGGGAGGACUAUCACCAAAGCCUUGUCUCAAUCGUGUCGACCGCCGUCAAAGCCGCAGUGUUGGCUCUCGAAUCCUGCCAGAAACCUCUCUCUUGGUACUUUGACCAGAAACCGCAAAGUCCAGAAGUCACCAGUGGCAUUAUCAAGCUCAUGACCUUCUUCUGGCUGAAGGAGCUCUUUCUCAAGGGCUAUCGAAAAAUUCUUAGCAUCAGCGACCUGUACUUGCUGGACGAAUCGAUGUCCGCCGAAAUCCUGUACAACAAAUUUGAACCGCGCCUACGAAAGAACACCAGUCUCGGCCACACUCACGCCCUCGGGAGGAGCCUCCUCCGUACACUUGCGGUUCCCCUCCUCCUCCCCGUGGUACCGCGAUUCCUCCGCAUAGGGUUCAUGUUUUGCCAGCCUCUACUGAUAGAAUCUCUGUUGAGCUAUCUCCAGGAGCCUGAUCAACAAUCGUCACCCCAUAAAGGAUAUGCCUUCAUUGCUGCCGCAAUUAUUAUCUACGUAGGCAUGGCUUUGUGCCAGGCCUCGCAUUUCUAUCUUCACGAACGAUCACUAUUCAUGAUGAGAGGCAUCUUGGCGUCCGCCGUGUACCGCAAGACGACUAUUCUGAAACUUUCGGCCUCUGAAGAUUCGGCGGCCCUGACGCUGAUGAACACCGACGUAGAAAGAUUCAAAAGCGGCGUUAUGUUCUGGCACGAGUAUUGGGCAAACCCUAUUGAGAUCGCAGUCGCAUGUUAUCUUCUGCAGCGACAAAUCGGGCCUGCCUUUGUGGCCCCAAUCGCUCUGGUAGCAGUCUGUGGUAUUGUUGCAAGUUUCGUUGCGAAAUUCUCAGCUAGGAACCAGGGCGUGUGGAUGAAAGCAAUCCAGAAGCGGGUGGGAGUCACUUCCAAGACAAUCUCAACCAUGAAGGCGCUGAAGAUAUCCGCCAUGACUGGCCCCGUUGAGAAGUUGAUACUCGGACUACGGCUUCAAGAACUCCAAAACGGGUGGAAAUGGCGCUUGACCAUCGUUGCAACCGUCGCUGUGGCGCAUAUGCCAACUCUACUCGGACCAGUAGUGGCAUUCGCGACGACGACUUCUUCUCUCGACGUCACACGCAUCUUCACGUCCAUGGCGUACUUGACUCUGCUCGCCGGCCCACUUGCUCUUCUGCUGCAGACGUUCCCAAUGAUGGCUGGCGCAUACGCCUGUCUAGGCCGCAUCCAGGCCUAUCUCGACAAGGAAUCCCGAGAGGACUUCCGCCUGACGCCUGGCUUGUCGAUUCCGGCUAAGCACAACGGAGCAAUGCCCGCCGACUCUGAAGCGACUGCCAUCACAGUCACUCAAGGUUUCUUUGGAUGGGAAGAGGGGAAAAACGUGUUGGAAAACAUCAACAUUGAAGUUCCUGCGUCCUCUCUCACCAUCAUCGUCGGACCCAUAGCUUCUGGAAAGUCAACCCUAUUGAAAGCCUUUCUGGGUGAAACAUCAUUCAGCUCCGGCGAUGUCAUUUUGGGAGUCAACUGUCGUAGUGUAGGCUACUGCGAUCAGUCCCCUUUUCUUUACAACGACACUGUGAAAGCCAACAUCAUAGGCCACUCCCCACUGAACCCCGAACGUUACGACCAAGUCAUCGAAGCCACAAUGCUGUCUGCAGACCUGGGAACGCUGCCCAAAGGAGAUGACACCAACGUGGGAAGCAACGGAGUUACACUUAGCGGAGGCCAGAGACAACGAGUUGCGCUCGCACGCGCUCUCUACCUGGAAAGCGAGAUCCUGAUUUUCGACGACAUUCUUAGCGGACUUGACGCGAACACUGAAGAGCAUGUCUUCCGCCGAGUGUUUGGUCCUGAUGGCAUAGUUCGUCGAAGAGGAGUGACCGCAGUGCUCUGCACUCACUCAGUGCGACACUUGCCGUCAGCAAAUCACAUUGUUGCCCUCGGCUCUGACAGCACUGUGGUCGAACAAGGCUCCUUUGCCAAGCUGAAGUCCAAUGGAAAAUACAUCCAAAGUCUCAAGAUCCAAGAAUCGAAGGAGGCUUCCAAGGAUGCUGACCGCGAAGACACCGAUAAACCUGCGCCUGUCCCUGUGGCAGCAACUAAGGCCAAAGAUGCUAAGCUGGCUGAAGAAAAAGACAAGGCACGCCAACUCGGCGAUUUCGCAGUCUACAAACACUGGUUCGGCACAAUGGGAAAAUGGGUUCUAGCAGCAUUUCUCUUCUGGGACAUCAUCUACGGUAUCACUAGCGCCUAUCCCAAUGUGUGGCUCAAGUUCUGGUCCGAGGACAUCGCCUCGACAAAUCCCGAACACUCUGGAACGUUUUACCUGACAACCUACGCCCUUCUACGGGUCGUGUGCCUCUUGGCGAUGACCUUCGUCGCCUUCAUCUGCCUGCGGAUGAUGAUCUUUCAGUCAGGAUCAAAACUUCAUCAACAGGCCCUGCGGACGCUUGUCGGCGCAUCUCUGAGGUACUUGACCGUGACUGACGCGGGUACCAUCACCGGUUUGUUUGCACAGGAUAUCAGUCUCAUCGACACCGAGCUUCCCCUGAACUUCAUCAACUUCUCGCUCGGUCUCCUCAGCGCCAUCGGUAUGAUGGCCAUCAUCUCAACCACGUCACCGUGGCUCGUCAUCACUUAUCCGUUCCUCAUCGGAGUGUUGGUGGCGGUGCAGAUGUUCUAUCUACGCACAUCGAGGCAGUUGCGUCUUCUAGACCUUGAAGCAAAGGGUCCUUUAUACGCCCAUUUCAUCGACACCCUCAAGGGCCUGGCGACCCUUCGAGCCUUGGGAUUUAUUUCCAGCGAUAUUUCGGUUAAUAACAAACUCCUCGACACAAGUCAACGACCGGCAUACCAGCUGGCACUCAUUCAACGUUGCCUGGCCUUCGUGUUGAGGCUCACCGUCGCCAUCAUCGCAAUUAUCGUGGUGAUCAUGUCCACGCAACUGCGCGCGAACUCGGGCUACACCGGAGCAUCUCUCAUCACCAUCAUGUUAUUUAGUGAUGUACUCACCAUGCUCGUGCAAGCGUUUGCGUCGGUGGAAACCAGCAUCGGAGCUGUAGCCCGUAUCAGGACUUUCCACAAAACCGUCAAGCCGGAAACGGGGCCCGAAGAGAACGUCCUCCCCGAGGAAAGCUGGCCUCAGAAGGGUGCUAUCGAUAUCAAGGGCGUAUCGGCUUCCUACGGUGCGUCCAACGACGCAAAGUCCGCCGAGGAACUGGCUCUUCGAGACUUGCAAUUGGAGAUACGUCCCGGCGAGACAGUGGCCGUCUGCGGACGUACGGGUAGCGGGAAGUCGUCCCUCGUGCUUCUGCUCCUUCGUCUACUCGACCCCUUAUCCGACUCUGCCGGUGAAAUCCUGAUCGAUUCCCUCCCGAUCAACAAGGUCGACCGUGACGCCCUGCGCCGCCGCAUCAUCGCCGUCUCCCAAGACCCCAUCUUCCUCCCCGACGGCUACACCAUUCGCGAGAACCUCGACCCCUUCGACGAAGCAGACGAGGCAGAGUGCAAGAGCGUCCUGGAGCAGGUCGGCCUCCUCUCGGCGAUCGAGGACCGGGGCGGGAUCUCCGUCGAUCUGACAGCCGAGUCCUUCAGCGCUGGCCAGAAGCAGCUCUUCUGCCUUGCGCGUGCAGUUCUCCGCCGGCGCGUCAGGGGUAAGAAGGGUGCCGAGGGAGGCAUCCUCCUGCUCGAUGAAGUCUCGUCGAGCGUGGACAAGGCCACUGAGAUUGAGAUGCAUGAGAUCAUCCACCGCGAGUUUAAGGGGUAUACCGUCAUCAUGGUGUCCCACCGCCUCGACACGGUUAUGGAUUGUGAUACCAUCGUCGUGAUGGACAAGGGGCGCGUGGUCGAGAAGGGCGAGCCGAAGGUGUUGAAGGAUCAAGAUGGUGGGAUGUUUAGGGAGCUUUGGAAUAAGGGCCGGACGUCUGAAGAAUGA
Colletotrichum karsti is the source of this 4371-nucleotide messenger RNA. Its product is annotated as ABC multidrug transporter. Gene Ontology annotation, molecular function: ATP hydrolysis activity; ABC-type transporter activity; ATP binding. Gene Ontology annotation, cellular component: membrane. Gene Ontology annotation, biological process: transmembrane transport. Lineage: Eukaryota; Fungi; Ascomycota; Sordariomycetes; Glomerellales; Glomerellaceae. The transcript is spliced from 3 exons. Bases 1 to 4371 code for a protein of 1456 amino acids. The record is from RefSeq and is a predicted model, not a curated record.